AUGGCUGGUCCAUCUAAUGCAAAAGGAUCAACUUACAUUCAAGUAGAUGUUCAUUACGAUGGAAUGUUUUCCCCCAUUCCUCAUCUUAUAUACUACCUGAAUCAAAAAACGUCAAUUACAGAUGUCGAUUUUGGUGGAUUAAAUUUCAAGGAGUUCAUUCAUGUUCUUGAGGAUGUCACAAAGGGGAAGUGUCCUGUUGUCUACUACUGUCUUGGGCAUAAGUCAAUGCGUGAUGGGUUGACACCACUGAAAAACGAUGAUGACUACAGGAGGUUUCUUGAUGUUGCACAUGGUAACGAGGGAAAGAUUAAUGUAUAUAUUGAUCACUACAACGAUUCGGUGCUUGACUGGAUAGAGGAAGAAAAGGAAGAAAAAAAUGUUGAUAGUGAAAGCUCUGAUGAAGAUAAAGACUCGGUCAUGUCUGAUGCUCUAUCUGUUGAUCAUGAACCCGAUGAAGAGGUAAUACCAUUGACUAAAUCUGAUGAUCCCUUUCUUAACUAUAUUAGUGUUGUCCCUAGAGAUGAGUUUGUUGAUGAGGAUGAUGAUUCAGAUAAUGGAACCAAAGAAGCCCCAAUUUACCCUUUUCAUGACUCAACUCAGAAAUGGGAUACAAUGCAACCCAUCCUUGGUAUGAGGUUUUGUAACCCUCAAGAACUUAAACAGCUUGUCUCAAACUAUGCAGUAGCAAACGGUUUUAACCUUUGAGGUGAGCUUCUUUCAGCUGUAGGUAGAGACGCUAACAACCAUAUUUACCCCAUUGCUUGGGCAGUAGUUGCAGUUGAGAACAAAGAAACUUGGAAGUGGUUUCUAAACUUACUACUUAAGGACAUUAACAUAGGAAAUGGGGCAGGAUUAACCUUACUUUCUGACCAACACAAGGGUCUUAUUGAGGCUGUUAAAGAAAGAGUACCAGAUGCUGAGCAUAGGCAAUGUGCUAGGCACGUCUAUGCUAAUUUCAAGAAAAAAUUUAAGGGUGCUGCAUAUAGGAAGCUGUUUUGGAGGGCUGCAAAGGCCACAACUGUGCAGAGAAAGAAAAUAGUGGACAAGAGGAAACAUCUAAGGUAUUGGUAUGUAAUUCCCAGUGGAGUGCAACAAUUUGAGGGCCAAGUACUAAAGCCAAAAAGAAGAAGGGUAAACAUGUUCCUGAUGUUGAGGAUGAGUCUGAAUUUGAGAUUGAAGAGAUGGAUGAAGUUGAAAAUGAGUAUGAAUCUGAGAUUGAAGAGCUGGCUGAAGAUGGUGAUGAACCUGAUCAGGGACAAGUUGAUGAACAAGUUGAACCUGCUGUUGAACCUGCUGUUGAAGCUUGCUGUUGUUGAACCUGAUGAACAAGUUGAAGCUGUUGUUGAACCUGAUCAGGAACAAGUUCAUGAACCUGAUCAGGACCAAGUUCAUGGACCUGUUGUUGAGGAACCUGCUGCACAACCCGUUGUUGAAGUUGAACAAAGAGCACAACCAUUGAAGAGGAAAAGGAAAUACUCAGAGAGGAUCACUAAAGUGCAUUAA
Lactuca saligna is the source of this 1503-nucleotide messenger RNA. NCBI's taxonomy places the organism in Eukaryota, Viridiplantae, Streptophyta, Magnoliopsida, Asterales, Asteraceae. The record is from the annotation of a GenBank genome assembly.